AUGUCGUUCCUACAUCAAAAAUCAUGUGAGUGUGUCAAAACCGAGCUGGAUUUAUUCUCCUUACCACCUACGCAGACGAGUAUUGAAAGUGGCAAAUGGGUCCAGUACAAACCAAUAUCCACAUUGACCGAUGAUGCGCCAAUAGAGUUUGUAGUUCCGGGUAAUGGUGAUGAAUACACUGACCUUUCACAAACAAUGAUACAAUUGACCGCGUCUAUUGUUAAAUCUAACGGAACUGCGGUCACUACUGACGAAGAGGCGAAAACAGUUGGGCCGGUCAAUAACUGGUUACACUCACUAUUCAGUCAAGUUGAUAUGUUUAUGAAUCAAAAACUUGUUACUCCCCAAAACAACACAUACGCAUAUCGAGCGUAUGUUGAAACGUUAAUGAACUAUGGAUACGAUGCUAGAAAAUCACAUCUAACAUGCAGUCUUUGGUACACUGACGAUGGAAUUGACAUGAACGAUUGUGCGGAAGAAAAUGAAGGACUCAAAGCGAGACGGGAACUAACUAAUAAAAGCCGUGAGAUUGAUAUGCUCGGACAUUUGCAUGUGGAUAUUUGA
This is a messenger RNA of Macrosteles quadrilineatus (aster leafhopper), 564 nucleotides long. RefSeq lists its product as uncharacterized. NCBI's taxonomy places the organism in Eukaryota, Metazoa, Arthropoda, Insecta, Hemiptera, Cicadellidae. The record is from RefSeq and is a predicted model, not a curated record. The coding region runs from base 1 to 564 and encodes 187 amino acids. Gene Ontology annotation, molecular function: ribonucleoside-diphosphate reductase activity, thioredoxin disulfide as acceptor. Gene Ontology annotation, biological process: deoxyribonucleotide biosynthetic process. The transcript has a single exon. Gene Ontology annotation, cellular component: cytosol.